Cyprinus carpio (common carp) is the source of this 861-nucleotide messenger RNA. RefSeq names its product heat shock protein family B (small) member 9 (gene hspb9). NCBI's taxonomy places the organism in Eukaryota, Metazoa, Chordata, Actinopteri, Cypriniformes, Cyprinidae. Gene Ontology annotation, molecular function: protein folding chaperone. The record is from RefSeq and is a predicted model, not a curated record. Gene Ontology annotation, biological process: response to heat; protein refolding.
GAAAUAUAUAAACUGGAGGGACCUGAAGCAAGCAGAUCACUCUUCUGAGAGCACAGACGAGCCCUCAAGACAACACCGCCCAGACAAACAGACGAGAGAAAUGUCUUCUGUCGAGAACCUCUUCAUGGAUGACCCUUUCUUUGCAAACUCCCACUUUUUGUGGCCCAGGCGCAGUGUGGCUCUUUCCAGCUUCAGAGAGGAUUUCCUCCACCGUAGAGCUCAAAUAAUGCAGAACCUGAGGAGUGAGAUCAGAGACAGCUUGCUGAAUGAACUCACUGAUGAGUUCUUCCAGUGUCUAGAUGGUCAGAGGUCCUUCUCCAGGCUCUUCAGCACCAACUCAGAGCAGAACAAACGGCGAGACGUGUCUCUUACUCUGGACACUCAAGGCUUCUCUCCAGAGGACGUCACUGUGACAGUAUCUGGAAGACGUCUGGAGGUGAUGGCCGGCAAGCGGGCCCAGGCAGACGCUUCUUCAUCAUCUACCAGCACCACUCACGUCGCAGAAGCCCAGCCACAAGGAUUUGUUCAAGCUGUGCAGCUUCCUGACCACCUGGAUCCAACCUCCUUGACCUGCUCCCUUGGAGAAGAUGGACUUCUGCAUAUUGAGUCACCAGAAUCCAAAGAUGAGUCCUCAGAGGAGCAUAUCAUUCCCAUCCGCUUUAGAACAUCCCUGGAUUUCCCCAUCAACAAGGACAGCACAAACAAAAAGGAGGACGGGGCUAAGAAAACAAACUAAAAAACUGACUGAUGGCCUGUUAUGCAUUGUACAAUUGUUUUUCAUGAAUCCAGCGGAUGUGCUUCUUGUGACUGUAAUUUUUUUGUUCUAAAAAGAUUUUAAUAAAGAUAUUAAUUGGUAUAUGA